AUGGCAGACCGCUACGUCGCAAUUCACGCCGACCCCAAGGGCCCAGGCGACGCCCGCCCAACAGCAGAACAAAUCGUCCGCGACGAAAACCUCGUCCCCUCAGGCCUCGCCUCCAAAACCGCCCUCAUCACAGGCUGCUCCGCCGGCAUCGGCACCGAAACCGCCAAAGCCCUCUACCUCGCCGGCGCAACCCUCUACCUGACAGCCCGCAACCUCUCCAAAGCCCGCAAAGCCCUCGGCGACGACCUCGUCAACGACACAGCCCGCGUCCACCUGCUCGAACUCGACCUCGAAUCCUUCGCCAGCGUCCGCGCCUGCGCCGCCGCCUUCCUCGCCAGCACAGACAAGCUCGACAUCCUCAUCUGCAACGCGGGCGUCAUGACCCCGCCCGAAGGCCGCACAAGGGACGGCUUCGAGACGCAGUUCGGCACGAACCACCUCGCCCACUUCCUCCUCUUCAACCUCCUCCAACCCGCCCUCCUCAAAGCCGCGACAACCUCCCCAUCCCACACCUCCUCCCGCGUGGUCAUCGUCUCCUCCGUAGCCCAUCGCUUCGGCCAGCCAAACUUCGCCAACAUCAACUUUGACGGCUGCUACGACCCCAUGGCAACCUACGCCCAAAGCAAAACCGCAAACCUCUGGACGGCCAACGAGAUCGAGCGCCGGUACGGCGCCCAGGGCAUCCACGCCCUGAGCCUGCAGCCCGGAGGCGUCAUCACGGAGCUGAUGCGCCACAUGCCCGAGGAGCAGCAGGGCGGCUUCGCCAAGCACCCGUACCUCUCCAAGAUCUUCAAGACGGCGCCGCAGGGGGCCUCGACGUCCGUGUGGGCCGCUACGGCGGCGGCGCUCGAGGGCAAGGGAGGGCUGUACCUCGAGGACUGUCAGAUUAUCGGGCCGUGGGAUCCGGCUGGGGAGCCGUGGGGGCCCGGGUACGGCGAGCACGCGUAUGACGUUGAAAAGGCGACUUUGCUUUGGGAGAAGUCGCUCGAAUGGGUCGGGCUGUGA
Molecule: messenger RNA, 1005 nt
Organism: Colletotrichum paranaense
Lineage: Eukaryota; Fungi; Ascomycota; Sordariomycetes; Glomerellales; Glomerellaceae
Product: oxidoreductase
Exons: 1
Coding region: 1-1005 (334 amino acids)
Source: RefSeq, a predicted model, not a curated record